Molecule: messenger RNA, 879 nt
Organism: Dentiscutata erythropus
Lineage: Eukaryota; Fungi; Glomeromycota; Glomeromycetes; Diversisporales; Gigasporaceae
Source: the annotation of a GenBank genome assembly
AUGAAAUCUCUUUUCCUUAUCUUGGUCAUUUUCACUAUUACCGUUCACGCUUUUCGAGAUCAAUAUAACUGUUUUUUUGAUAUUUCUGAUGAAGACGACCUUACGUGCGAAAAGCUUUUCGGUGUAGAUUCUUGCAGCGAUUGUCAAAAAUUAAUCUUCAAAGAUUUUAAAGAAGAAAAUGAUUGUUCAACAACUUUUAAUUUUAUUAAAGAAGUUACAAAAGAAGUUAAAGAAUCUGGCAAAAGCAAAGAAGAGAUUGACCCUUAUGAUCUUACCUAUUUCAAGAAAGGAUUAGAGAAUUAUUGUGAUCAACCAUUCAAUUGUGAUCCUCAUACCGUCAAAAAAUAUUGGACAGAAAUUGAAGAUGUUUGUUCUAAAGAAUUGAGUGAGAAAGUAGAUUGGAGCAGUGAUCCUACGAAAAUUGAUGUAACAGAGCUUCUGGUUUAUUCCACAUUAUUAAAUUAUUAUUUUGGAAUCCCGGCAAACCAUGCUCUUUGUUAUAAACCUUCAAAUUCUGACGAUUUUUGCGUGGUUGGAAUUACCGAGAAUCUCAUGGAGUAUGCCAAGGAGGUUACCGAUAGUGAUCCAAAACCUAAAUUCACCAUUGAUUUCAAAUAUAUUAUCAAGAGCGAUGGUUCUAAAGUACCCGUCCCUAAGAAAGUCUUUUGUGAUGAAAAAUGUUUCGAAUCGAUGGCUAAAAUAUAUAAAUCUUGGAUAAAAAAGUAUAAAUUAGAUUCUGAAGUAUUCGAAAAUAUUUACGGUUCUGAAGAAGGAUUUAAUGAUUAUCUUGAUUGUAAAACUGAAGAUAAACGGGAUGUUUUUAGAAGAACAUCUGAUUCUUAUUUAUCACCUCUUCAUUCAUUGGCAGGACUUUUUUAA